Messenger RNA from Hypoxylon fragiforme, 1743 nucleotides. Its product is annotated as zf-DHHC-domain-containing protein. The transcript is spliced from 2 exons. Gene Ontology annotation, cellular component: endoplasmic reticulum; Golgi apparatus. Lineage: Eukaryota; Fungi; Ascomycota; Sordariomycetes; Xylariales; Hypoxylaceae. Bases 353 to 1663 code for a protein of 436 amino acids. Gene Ontology annotation, molecular function: protein-cysteine S-palmitoyltransferase activity. The record is from RefSeq and is a predicted model, not a curated record. Gene Ontology annotation, biological process: protein targeting to membrane; peptidyl-L-cysteine S-palmitoylation.
CUCACCAAAACCAAACCAAAAAAAAACACCACCUGAUACCUCUUUUUCCUUUUCAAACCUUCUGUGAUUUUACUGGAAUCUACCAGCUGCUAAUACCCCCUUGUGACUUUUUUUGUUGGUUCUUAAAAUAAAGAAAGGAAACAUACCUAAUAAUCUUAUUCAUAUUUACGUAACCUAUAGGACUGCCAUUUCUUUCCGUAGCGUUCUGUCUCGAAUCUCAAAAUCUCCAAUGUGUUGUCAGUGCUCACGGACUCGAGAAUCCGGCCAUGAUAGAGAACAAAGCCCUUCUUCAUUUAAAUGUUUGGAUAACUAAGACAGCUCUUCCCGUUACCCUCCUCUUGGGUACAUAACGAUGGGGGCCCUAACCCAAAUCGCUCUUGGCGUCCUGGCUAUUACUUUCAUGACUUUUGUCGCCUUCUUUGGCAGGCUCCCAGCUCUAAGACACACACCAGUAGCCUGGCUGCACCGUGCAAUAUGGGUUACUAUCCCCAGCGCAAUCCUCAGCCUCGACCAGCGGCUCACCUCAGGGCGUCUGACCACGGCGCUAGGCCGGUUUGGCAGCUACAUCAUGUACGGCCGGCACCCGACCGUGUUGAUUUUCUUCAUACUACUGCUCUCGGUAGGCGAGUACAUGUAUUUACCAGGCGUAUGGCCGAAGUUAAGCUUAGUGCAUAAGACCUUGGGCAGCAUAUCCAUCAUCCUACCAUACGCAUUUCUGUACCUAUCCGCGCACAGCGACCCGGGCGUCGUGACGCCGACCACGCACUCGCAGUACAUGGCGCACUACCCCUACGACUUCGCGCUCUUCCACCCAGGCCAGUCCUGCCGCACGUGCGGCCUGCUGAAGCCACCGCGCUCCAAGCACUGUUCUGUAUGCAAGCGGUGCGUGCACAAGAUGGACCACCACUGCGUCUUCAUCAACAACUGCGUCGGCUACGGCAACCAGCACUACUUCAUCCUCCUGCUUCUCUCCACCGCCGUGCUGACCCUCUACGGCGGCAUCCUCGGCCUCUGCAUCAUCGCCGACGCCGCGCGCGUCCGCAACCCGGCCUUCGCCCUCUGGCCUAAGCCACCGAGCUGGCCCUGGCACGAGUACUUCAUCCUACUAACCUUCGGGAUCCAGACCGACGUCGGCGUCGGCUCCGUCACCUUGCUCGCGCUCAUGACGUCUCCCUUAGUCUGGGGCCUGCUAACCUACCACAUCUACCUGAUCUGGAGUGGCACGACCACGAACGAGAGCAUGAAGUGGCAGGACUGGCAACUCGAAAUGGACGACGGCUGCGCCUUCCGGCGCCAACUUCCCCCCGACCGCCAACGAGACCUGCGAACCGAGGCGUCGUGGACGCGCUGGCCCGUCAACGCCGCGCAGAUCCUCAUCCGCACCGAGGACGGCACCCCGCCCUCUCUGAACGCGGGACCCGGCGUCGGCGAGUGGGAGCGCGUGUGGCAGCUGCGCGACAUCGAGAAUCUCUACGACCUAGGGUUCUGGGAUAACCUGGUCGACGUCUUCGUGCCGAACUACGCGUUUGGCCGCCCUACUGCUGCUGCUGAAGAAUCGGCCGCGAAUGCAGAUCUAGAAAGGGGUAAGAGGAGGAGGAGGAUAGGGGGGAGGAAAGCGCCUAGGGCACCGCGAGCGUCGAGUCUGGUUGCUGCUGCUACGUAGGAAGGAAAAUACCUAAGUUAUAGAAGAAAUUUCACAAUGAUUGGAAUAGUGGCUAAUUUCAAUAGUUUCUUUUUUUUCAU